Leopardus geoffroyi (Geoffroy's cat) is the source of this 2110-nucleotide messenger RNA. RefSeq lists its product as uncharacterized. The transcript is spliced from 14 exons. The record is from RefSeq and is a predicted model, not a curated record. Lineage: Eukaryota; Metazoa; Chordata; Mammalia; Carnivora; Felidae. The coding region runs from base 1 to 1656 and encodes 551 amino acids.
AUGGAUUAUAACAAGCAAGGGAUCCACUUCUACAUACACAAUGAGGUUGGAUAUCCGGAAACUGAGGCCAAAGUUGAGGGCAGGACUUGGGCACGGGAGUUAAUAUACAGUCCAUCCUUCUCAGGCCCUGAGGACACAUGUUGCCCCACACUGCUUCUGGAGGGGCCCCAGAGCAUCUGCCUGCUUCAGCCGGAGACUCUAGACACUCAGGAACAAUGCAUCACCUUUGACAGAGUCCUGGGCUCUGAUGCUGCUCAGGAGGCUGAGCAGGAGCUGCUAGCACGAGUCCAGUCCACACUAGGCUUGGUGGCCCGAGGGUACAGUGUGUCCCUACUGCUUCGGGGUCGGGAAACAGAGACACCUCGGCUUGUACCUCAGCUGUUGCAGAUGCUGUUUGAGGAAACUCUGCCCCACAGGGGCGCUGUUCCUGGGGUUAGCACCCUUAGCCUGGUGCAGCUCAGCCCCAGUGGAAGGACUCAGGACCUGCUCUCUCCAGGGAGAGAGAACCUAUCAGUGUUAGACGUGUCCCCUUUGGGCUUGGUGGUAGAAAAUGCCAGUGAGGUGGAGGUGUCCGACUCAAGAGCUGCCUCAGAGCUGUACUUACAAGCUGCAGGGGAUGAAAGCAGGGCCUGCUCUCUGCUCACUGUCACCAUGUCCUGCCCAGGGCCUGACCCUCCCGAGGGGCCUGGGACCCGGGGUAUGUGGCGAGGGGCCUUGAGGAUCCUGCAGCUCCCCAGAGACCUAGAUUGCCCCCUGCUGCAGGUGUUGGCUGGUAAGGUUAUUGGUGAGGAGGUAGAGGGCUCUCUGCCCUGGAUCGUGUCAUGGCUCCUGGAAGGAAACAACUACACUGGUCUUCUUCUUCGCCUGGACCCUCAAGGUGGCUCCCUGAGCUUACUCAGAGCUGCUCUGUUGGGGGCCUCGGGAAGGAGGAUGCAGGUGAAACAGGUGAGGCCCACCCAGUGGGAUGCAGUAGAAGAGGCACGUGCCCGCCGGGCAAACCUGAAGAGCCUGCGUUCAGGCCUCCUUGGGGACACCCUCACAGAAAGUGGGCUCAGCCAGCUGGGCAGGGCACUGCGAGAGUUGCGGGUGGUAAAAGCCUGGAGCCAGUGCCCAGGAAGCCAGAGGCUCAAAGGGGUCAAAGCUGAGGCUGUGGGGCUCCCAGAACUACAGGCCUGGCACGCCCCAGAUGUGGCCCUGCAGUUCUUCUUGGCCCAGGCACAGAGGAAGAGACUUCAAGAACAGCACCAGAUAUGGAUCCAAGAGGAACUGAAGCGUUUGGAACAGGAGGAGGAAGAGGUGGAAGGUGACCAAGUCAAAGGCCUGGUGGCCGGAAAGGAGGCCUUCGAGAGGCAGAGAUGGCACCGGGAGCAGACACUAUGGAGACUCCAGCUGGAGGCCCUUCAGGCAGAGCGGGACACUGCAGAGCAGGACCUCAUGGCCCUCUAUGACGUGCACGUGCAGGCUGCCCGGGCUCGGACAUGCCAUACACUGCAGGUAUUUCGAGCCUGGCGAGGGCUGUGGGAGGAGCAGACCAUGACCACAGAGCAUCACCACCGCAGCCUGCUGGCUGGUAUCCUGCAAGACACGCUCCAACUGGCCACACAGAACCAGGAGCUUCAAGCCCAGAACCAGCAGCUUCAGCAGGAUAUAGGCUAGGCUGGGGCCAGUCGUGCUGGAUGGCUGCCCUGGGAAGAAGUCUGGUGAUCAGUAGUCUUUCAGGGGCAGCUUCUUCUCUCUUCAUUCUUCACUGUCCCAGAAGGGAGAGGGAGCUGGGAUAACUACGCUAACCUUCACUAUGGAUAAUGAACGAUACCACUAACCAGGUCUCGUUGUGUCAGUCCCUGCUAGGUACCUAAUAUCCACCUCUUCAUUUUAGCCUUUUUCACUACCCUAUGUAGUAGGUGCCACUUGACCCCCAUUUCAGAGGUAAGGCAACUAAAGCUAGGAGAGGUUAAGUAACUGCCCAAGGACAAGUCCGCUAAGUCACAGCCAGAAUUCAAAUUCAAGCCUGUUAGAACUAUAGUUCUACACUGCACAUGUGGUGGUUCACAAACUGAAGUGUGCAGCAGAAUCACUUAGCUUAUUAAAGAAAAAAGAUUCCCAAACCCUA